This is a messenger RNA of Gongylonema pulchrum, 1200 nucleotides long. The record is from the annotation of a GenBank genome assembly. Lineage: Eukaryota; Metazoa; Nematoda; Chromadorea; Rhabditida; Gongylonematidae.
GUUUUGCUAAAAAGUUCCUUAUCAUUUGUUCAAUUCUAUUCAUCUUCCAUUCAGUUCAUUUUCCAGAAUUUUGUCACGACCAACGUUUCGGACAAUGGAAUUCUGGGCGAUCCGUUUGUUGACUGUGGUGAUAAUUACAUUGAAGUACGAUUCGAAACGCGGAACACUUUCAGUGGGCUUGUAUUUGUAGAAGAUCAUUUGACAGAUCCAUCUUGUCGUUCGGUGCACGCUGAAAAUAUCAGUGACCAAGGGCGGAACGCUUCCAUUAAACUUGGCUUCAAAAGUUGUGAUAUUGAGAGGAGGCGGUCGAACAAUCCGCGCGGAAUGUUUGUUACAACAUCUAUUAUUGUGGCAUUUCAUCCGGAAUUCCUGACGAAGAAUGAUCGCGUCUAUGUAGUGCAGUGCUUCUAUAUGGAAUUAAAAAAGGUUCUUGAGAAAGAAAUACAAGUAAGGAUGAACCCGCCACCACUUCAGACCGAGCAAAUGCAAAUGCCGGUAUGCAGAUAUGAGGUCCUCGAUGGCUCACCUACCGGACCGCCCAUAUUUUACGCCGUUAUUGGACAAAUGGUGUACCAUAAAUGGACGUGCGACAGUGAUAGCGAGAAUCAGUUCUGCAUGCUGGUUCACAGCUGCUUUGUUGAUGAUGGUAAUGGCGAUCGGGUACAACUCAUUGAUCAGCAAGGAUGUGCUAAGGAUAAAUAUUUACUGCAAAAUCUGGAAUAUGUGUCGGAUCUGAUGGCUGGAAAGGAAGCUCAUGUUUACAAAUACGCAGACCGACAAAGCAUGUUUUUCGACUGCCAAAUAGCGCUGACAAUCAAGGAACCCGAGCAGCAAUAUUGCACAAUCCCGAGCUGUCCAGAACCACCGAGACGAAAACGUGCAGAAGCUCCGCUGCCCACGAAUAUCAAUUCCACAGAAAGUACUGAGGAGACUUUGGUGGACGAUAAGUGGACAAUAGUACCUAACAAAAGUAAUAAUAUUCUAGAGGAAUAUGAGCUGGAAAAGAGCUUCAUUAUUCGACGCGAACAAAUUGAAAGGGUUGGCUGGUUCGAUAACAAUUUCGACCUUUAUCAGGAUCAGUUAUGCAUGUCAUCACUUGGUUUUGGCACGAUUGCAGUAAUGAAUUUAGUAAUGAUCUCAACAUCGGCUCUAUUUUUCUAUGGAACGUACAAACAAGAAUACAGCAGAACCACCGGCUAA